AUGCAGCCUGAAUUCCAGGUCGAGGAUGAGGUGGUAUUUCAAUGGGAAGGGCCAUCGAGGAUUGUGAACCUGGUCAAUGUGGCAACGGAACCGAAAGUCGGUGUAAAGGUCUUCAAACGACCUUCCUCAAGCGGCCAUGUCCUGAGAAUGCAUCGGUCACAUCGAAAGGUUGAUCAGCUUGACGUUAUCGCCGACGUGGAUGUGAAAUCCGGCCAGAUUGGCCAAAGCGGAGAGAGGACGGGGGCGGCCGAGUUCGCGGCUCACUAG
Messenger RNA from Diaporthe amygdali, 267 nucleotides. RefSeq lists its product as uncharacterized. The transcript is spliced from 2 exons. The coding region runs from base 1 to 267 and encodes 88 amino acids. Lineage: Eukaryota; Fungi; Ascomycota; Sordariomycetes; Diaporthales; Diaporthaceae. The record is from RefSeq and is a predicted model, not a curated record.